Messenger RNA from Sinocyclocheilus anshuiensis, 2149 nucleotides. RefSeq names its product SH3 domain-binding protein 5-like. The coding region runs from base 250 to 1584 and encodes 444 amino acids. Gene Ontology annotation, cellular component: cytoplasm. Lineage: Eukaryota; Metazoa; Chordata; Actinopteri; Cypriniformes; Cyprinidae. The record is from RefSeq and is a predicted model, not a curated record. Gene Ontology annotation, biological process: intracellular signal transduction. The transcript has 9 exons. Gene Ontology annotation, molecular function: protein kinase inhibitor activity.
CAAGAUCUCAGAGCUCCAGCCGCUUCUCAUUCUCGAGUCUGCCGGUGUUUUGUGUGAGUUUUUGUGUCUUGGCAGAUUAAGUAGCCUAUCUUUUGGAUAUGAGGAAAGAUCGUACCCUUUUCUUUUAAUCGCGUUUUCUGGCUGUACCUACUAAUGGAGUGAGCGCGGAUCAUCUGAGCCCGUUCUCCCGGACAGAGACCCGCUUUGUUCGACCAGUAGCCAAAUAGACGAAUCACGUCUGCUAUCGAAAUGAACGACACGGAGAAAGAUAACAAAUCUGAUGAAGACUCGGUAUCCCUGGAGGAAGAGGAGGUUGACCCGAGGAUUCAGGGUGAACUGGAGAAACUGAAUCAGUCGACAGAUAACAUCAACAGAUGGGAGACCGAACUGGAGGACUCCCGACAGAAGUUUCGUGCCGUCCUAGUGGAGGCCACGGUCAAGCUGGACGAGCAGGUCAAGAAGAUCGGUAAAGCCGUAGAAGACUCCAAACCGUACUGGGAGGCCAGGAGAGUGGCGCGUCAGGCUCAGGUUGAAGCUCAGAGAGCCACGCAGGAGUAUCAGCGGGCCAUCGAGAUCCUCCGGGCCGCGAAGGAAACCAUCGCUCUGGCCGAGGAGCGUCUGCUGGAGGAGGACAGCCGGCAGUUUGACUCGGCCUGGCAGGAGAUGCUCAACCAUGCCACCCAGAGGGUGAUGGAGGCGGAGCAAAGCAGGACACGCAGUGAAAUCGAGCACAGAGAAACAGCAGCUAAAUACAACGCCGCCAUCAGCCACAUGAGACAACUGGAGAAAAAACUCAAACGCACCAUCAACAAGUCCAGGCCGUACUUUGAAUUAAAGGCCAAGUAUUAUCUACAGCUCGAGCAACUGAAGCGACGGGUUGACGAGCGUCAGGCUAAACUCACCCAGGCCAAAGCCGAGUAUCGGACCGCCCUUCGUAACCUGGAGACCAUCUCAGAUGAGAUCCAUGCACGGCGCCGACUGUCUGCCAUGGGGCCCCGGGGCCGAGGGGUGGGGGCCGAAGAUGACGGGACUGUCACCGAUGACAUCGAAAACUUCAAAAUGGAGUCUGACGGCAUAUCGAUGAUGUCUGUGAAUUUCGAGGACAGCUGUAACGGCUCGCCAUCAGAGGACGAUCCUGAGACCCAGUCCACCUGCAGCAUGAGCUCCACGUCUGCUCCUCUCGACCUGCCCUGUCCUUCCUCCUCCUCCUCCUCCUCCUAUCCUCUGCUCUCUUCCUCCUGCCCGUACCCUUCCUCUUCCUCCUCCUCCUCGUCCCUCUCUGUCUGUCCUGACCUGCUCCAGCUGCCAGGCUCGGGGUCUCUGGAGGGUUUUGAGCAGGUGUCUCCGGUGCUGGGCCCUCGUAGUGAGUGCAGCGGGGCCUCGUCACCCGACUGUGAACAGGAAAGAGGUGAGAGGGCAGAAGGAGCAGAAGUUAAACCUGAACCUUCAAACAACAUCAGCAGUCAGAAAAGCUCCCGCCUGGAGAAGAGCCUGCGCAGUUUAUCUCUCGAUGACGACACAGACGCUCAUCCAUUCACUGUGACCUCAAACACAGCAGCAGUGCUGCUUCUCAACAGUGUUUAAGAAGCCCACCUUCCCACCACCUGCUCCAACCAAACCUUCAGCGCAGGGGCCCGUAUCUGAGACGACAGUAUGAUGCAUCAAAGGAACCAUUGUGAAACUGCUAUCAUCUCAGUGUUACAGAGAGCUCAUCUCAGACUGGUUUGAAGCCAGAAAAACCAUGAAGUAUUAGAAUCGUCGUGCAGACAUCAGCUAUGAAGUGACUAGAACUAUUGAACUUUUCAUCAUCACUGAGUGGAUGUUCUUCAUGUCUUGUUUUCUGUCCUUUGCGUCUCACUAGCUGAUUCAAAACUGGCUGGAUUUUGAUGAAUUAGAAUGGAUGAAACCACCUGAUUCUCCAACGACUGGUUGUGUAAAUGAAGCUUGCCUCUGAAAAUCGGCCAGUGUGAUGCCAGCACUUGUUUUUCACUCUUGUCUUACUCUAUGUUUUCCACUCCACAGGUCAUAACGUAAAGAGGGACUCACGUAGUUCAAAGCUAUAUAUUUAUACUCAACGUUUAUCUCGCUAUCAUGAUGUUAUCGAUGUGUUUUCAUGCAAGUUCUUAUUUGUGUAAUAAACAGAUGCUCA